Molecule: messenger RNA, 3282 nt
Organism: Aplosporella prunicola CBS 121167
Lineage: Eukaryota; Fungi; Ascomycota; Dothideomycetes; Botryosphaeriales; Aplosporellaceae
Exons: 1
Coding region: 238-2796 (852 amino acids)
Biological process (GO): regulation of DNA-templated transcription
Molecular function (GO): zinc ion binding; DNA-binding transcription factor activity, RNA polymerase II-specific
Source: RefSeq, a predicted model, not a curated record
ACAUCCCCAGGCAGCAAACCGCGUCCUCGAGCCUUCUUUUGUCUCCCUCGACCUUAUUGCUCCCACGCCUGGUGUGUGUGCUCUGCCUCCGCGUUCCAACGCCCUUUCCCCGUGUCAAAACGUUGCGGCUUGACUCAUCCAAUCACCAAGCCGAAAGCCACACCUUUUCUUAAUUAUUCCUUCUUUAAGUCCAAGAUUUCUCUCUCAGUUCAAAGAUUAAGGAUUUCCAACUUCGCCAUGGCCAGCUCCCUUGCUAUUAAGUCCUACCGGAUAUCACGUGCCCCGGGUUCGUCCAGUGACUGCUCGUACGACCCCUUUGCGAAGCUGGUCUUCGAGCCGUCGAUCGAGUCCGACGAACUCUUCGAUGCCCUGCGGGACGCAUAUCCCGCUCUGAAAACCCAUACCGAGAGGAAGAAGCAGGCGGUUCUGGACUUUCUCAUGGAGGAACGACAGGCCAUUGAUCAUGAGAUUACCGCUUUUGUCCAACAAACCGGCACCGCCGUCCCUACAGCCACAUCCACUCCCUACUCGGCUCCUUCCGUCACCGACGGCCGGAAAUCUUCUACCUCUGCCUCUUCCUCGUCCCCAUCUGCUUCUUCCAGGAGUGGAGGGUCGAGUCCUGAGAUGAUGACGCUGAAGGACAUGACGAACGUGUGGACUGCCAAUGGUGACAAGCCAAAGAUUCAUACGAGAAGGUCUAUGACAACCAAGGAAAAGGAAGAGUACCGCCGCCGGAGGCAGAUGAAGGCGUGCAAAGAGUGUCGCAGCCGUAAGAGGAAGUGCAACCACGACGCUUCCUCGCCUUCUGACUCUAGAGUGAACUCAAAGGUGAAGAAACGGUCUUCAGCAGGUUCAUCGCCGUCUCUCUCACAUAAUGUUGCUUUCGCAGCCAGUCAGGGUCAAUUGCCGAUAGGGCAAUGUGAUAGUUCUAAUUGGGCCGAAACAACCCUUACGGCCUUGAAUGGCCCUUUAGACUUCCUCGAUUUCUCCCCGACAGCUACCGACGGAUCCUUCGAUGACUUCCUCCUUCUUCCGAACGACGAUUUCUCCAUGGGUCUGGCUACCGACCCCCUGUUCAACACGGCGCCGGCGCAUAUGCAGCCCUUCGACGCCUUCAUGGAUCCGUUUGUCGGCAUGCCUGCUCUGCAAUCCCACACCCCUCGCGACACGCGCUCACAAUCCUCUGGCAUGGCAAGCACGCCAUCGACGGCCAUGGUCUCCCCCUCCCAAACAAGCCUUGACACAACACAAGACUGGAGCUAUGGCUUCGGAAGCACUGGCUUUGAUCAACUAGCAGCAUCAUCGGAUGCCAUGGCCACCUCGGGCGGCGCGCAACAACAACUACAUGGGGUUUGGCGCUUGCCUGAUGAGAGCACUGGGGACGGCACGAUUGCGAACCACACGCUCAUUGCCAACUCUCCGUCAUAUAGCCAGGGAUCUCGUCGCGGCACUGUAACUGCCCGUGGUCACACUAGAGCAUCGCCACUGAACACUGGCGUGCUUCCAUCCAGCACCCAUGCUUCACUGUCCAGCAUUGGGUCGCCAAGUGUUGAUGUCGGCCACUCUCCAACAAGCUCUGGGCCAUCAGUUCUUGAUGUUCGGGCUUCACGCUCUCCACUCCAAAAUGCGCCAAUGCCAUCAUCGCAAUCACGCAGCCAGCUUGUUCCCCACGACCACGACUUCGUGAUCGAUGGUCUCCACGUUCACGCUGAUCCCAGCGCGUCAUCCCGCUUUGGAGAACACGGGAGCUCGCUUACGCGUGGCUCAUCUGGUAGAAGCAGUACCGGUAGCAGGCAUGAAGAUCUCGCCAGCUCGCCCGACAACAGCGGGGAGCUGUCCAGCCGUGCAAACUCGUCUUCUGACAGCCGCGCGCAAAGCUCUGGCACAGGCGACACUGGUAUUGCUAGUUCAUCUUCUCUCCGAGUCGCUCAGAUGCCGCAGCACUAUCCCGCGGCUCCAGGAGGCCUUAGGAGAGGUGAGAGCACGGAAGUGUUUACGCCAUCCAUGGGCAUUGCUACCAGCUCUUCCGAGGAAGCACAGAGACAAGCCAAUGCGAUUUCUGCGCAACGCAGAAGCAGCGUGACACUAAGAAGUGCGCAGAGCCUCGCCAACGCAUCGCCGUCAGGCGUACUCAAUGCACGUCCGAACCGCACGAGCGACAGCCACGUCGCAGCGGCCCGGUCGAGCAGGACUGACAGGGCCAUUGGCAUCAGCUCCAACGAGCCCAACAAUAACAGCAACGGCAACAGUGUUGCCGCGAGCAAUACCACGUCCGCGCACGCGCGCCCUCUCACGACUGAGAGCGGCGCGCAGUCUGGCUCCAUGGUUCCCGCCAGGGAUACCAGUGCCAGCAGCAACAGCGGCAACAGCAGCACCACCGCGCGUGCGAACGCCCAGGCACCCGUCAUUGCUGCGCCCAACAAUUGCUCAGGCAAUGGCACCAAUAAUCGCAACCCCGCGCAGCCAAAUCCAAAUGCGACGAACGCAACGAGCGUUGCAACGGCGCUGUCGCCCUUAUCCGCGCCACUCUCGCCCUUACCACCGUCCGCGUCCGCGUCCGUGUCCACGUCCUCGCUAUGCGGCACCGUCCUCGCAGCCGUCCUGUCACAACUCGUUGCCUACGCCGUCGCGCUUGCGAUGGCCGCUGCAACGAUGACCUCGCUCAGCGCGCAGAACCGACGUCCACUGCUUCCGGCAAGGAAGCGCCGCGGUGUCGGAGCGCUGCUGUGUGCAGAGCGGGGCGGCGACCCGGUCAUGGCGAGCUGUCGGCUCGUGACGAGGUGUGUGCGUGUUUGAGUGGGCUUGUGGGGGUGGUGUGCUGCUGCGUUUAGCGGGCGUUUGUUUGGGUGUUUGAUGUUUGAUGUUUUCUUUUUUGGUUCAUUGGUUGAGUGAUUGUUCGAUUGUUUGGACACGCGUGCGUGCAUGUAUGUGUUCGGAGGCGUAAUUGGGUGGGGAAAAGCUAGGUUGGGAUGGGAUGGCGGUUGCUAUUGUUUUUCGUCUUUUUCGGUUUGCUUUUGUCUUCUUCUGAUACCGUCUUCUUCUGAUACCGGUACUGUACGUGCCUAACUAUCCGAGAAACCGAUUUCUUCCUCAACAAACAGCAGUGUCGCGAGAUCUAUCCGUCUAUCUAUCUACAUUGGCUGGGUACAUCACGUCGGUGCACUUUGGAUUUCUUUACAAAAUGUCACUUCCACUACAGACAUGAUGAAUGUUUAAAAUACGUAACCCGAUGAAAGCACUUUUGGGCUUUUGAAGGCCGAACGUGUCGAACUCUUUGACGCU